Messenger RNA from Mycosarcoma maydis (corn smut), 684 nucleotides. RefSeq lists its product as uncharacterized. The record is from RefSeq and is a predicted model, not a curated record. NCBI's taxonomy places the organism in Eukaryota, Fungi, Basidiomycota, Ustilaginomycetes, Ustilaginales. The coding region runs from base 1 to 684 and encodes 227 amino acids. The transcript has a single exon.
AUGGAGACCUCGAAACGUCAAGAUGGCGUGGACGCAAUUUCGUCUCGCAGCAAUCCGGCGCACUGGUACGCAUAUGCGUCGUCUGCUUUCCUGAUCUCACUUUCGCUGCCGUUGCUUCUGUUCCCACGACUGCUUCUGCUGCUCUCCACGCCACGAGGCGCGGUCGGACAGCCUAACACGUCGUCUGAUCAAGAUGUGAUGUCGGCCAUCGGACCUCAGCUCACCCCGCUCGAACGCUACGGUUCGUACGCCAACGCGAUCUCGAUGCUCGCCAUCGCGGCUCUUCUACUCGUGCUCUCUGGUGCGAUCCCCGUGACCACGGCUCCAAUGCCCGAUUCAACCUCGGAUGGAAAAUCGCCGUUUCGAAUUCCCAGCGUGUUUGUAACCACCGUCUAUUUUGGCGCUAACGCCUUCACCGCUUGGUCGUCGGCAGGCUCGGCAGGCUCGGCAGCUUCGGCAGCUUCAAGCAAGCACGUCGAUCCCGCCACAUUGGGCAUCGGAACGUUUGGAAAACUCGUAGGCUUCGCGCAUGCAGGCUUCGCGUUUUGGGGACUCGGCGUCUUCAUGUUCGGCAACGACCUGACGCGAAACAAGAAAAAGGCGGGCGACUCCAGUGCACACGACAAGAGCGUCAGUAGUUUCCCGUUCAAAAAUCAAUAUGCCAGCCAACAGAAGGCCAAAUAG